Seriola dumerili (greater amberjack) is the source of this 1760-nucleotide messenger RNA. It is a transcript of the gene slc38a7, whose product is annotated as solute carrier family 38 member 7. The record is from RefSeq and is a predicted model, not a curated record. Gene Ontology annotation, molecular function: L-asparagine transmembrane transporter activity; L-aspartate transmembrane transporter activity; L-glutamine transmembrane transporter activity. Gene Ontology annotation, biological process: amino acid transmembrane transport. Lineage: Eukaryota; Metazoa; Chordata; Actinopteri; Carangiformes; Carangidae. The transcript has 12 exons. Bases 336 to 1706 code for a protein of 456 amino acids.
CCAAAAACACAGAGGGCUCAGUCAUUCUCUGUUGGCUGAGAAACAUCAAAGGUAUCGUAUCAAAUUAUCUGCAUUUGAGCCUCUACGCUUGACUUAAAAACGACGACAUAACGAUCAGUCACUGAAUGGCUCCAACAUCACACUGAAACAUCAGCUUCUCCUGACUGUUGUGGAACUAACGACUCUGGACGUAAAAUUUCAGAUGCACCUGAGUGAUCUUUGUCCCUUCACCUGGACUCUUUGAUUAACUUUACUUCCCUUUGGAUCCAGAAAAUUGGAGACAAAUUUUCUGGGUUGCGAAAGGCAUCACAGGCCGAGCCACAGCCUGAGGAUUCAUGGCGAUUAACGCUGAUGUGGAGGAUUGGGGUGGAGUUGGCAGUAAUGACUCUGGAGAAAGGGCAUGGCUCUUGCAGAGCCCCAGCGUGGAUUCUGUGCAGCACCUUGAGACGGAUAGGAGAAGGAGCGGGGGCGUGUCGUCUUUGGGAGCAGUCUUCAUCGUAGUGAAUGCAGCACUGGGAGCAGGUUUACUCAAUUUCCCUGCAGCCUUCAAUAUGGCAGACGGCGUAACUGCAGGAGUGAUGCUUCAGAUGUUUAUGCUGAUCUUCAUAAUCAGCGGACUGGUGAUUCUGGGCUACUGCUCCCAGGUCAGUAACGAAAGCACCUAUCAGGAGGUUGUUCGAGCCACUUGUGGGAAAGUCACAGGAGUCAUAUGUGAAGUAGCCAUUGCUGUCUACACCUUUGGCACUUGCAUUGCUUUCUUUAUUGUCAUUGGAGACCAGCUGGAUCGCUUGAUAGCAGCAGUGGCUCAUGACACAGAUAGUACCGGUGGCUUCUGGUACACUGACCGCAAAUUUACCAUUGUUGUUACUGCUGUCUUGGUUAUUCUUCCUCUCUCCAUCCCCAAAGAGAUUGGCUUUCAGAAGUAUGCCAGUGCACUGAGUGUGAUGGGAACCUGGUAUGUUACCGUCGUGGUCAUUAUAAAAUACAUCUGGCCAGAUAAAGAGAUGACUCCGGGCUAUGGUCCCACCAGUUCUGCUUCCUGGACUGCAGUUUUCAAUGCAAUGCCCACCAUAUGCUUUGGUUUCCAGUGCCAUGUCAGCUGUGUGCCAGUGUUCAACAGCAUGAGCAGGAAAGAGAUAAGACCUUGGGGACUUGUGGUCACUCUCAGCAUGAUAAUCUGCCUCUUUGUUUACACAGGAACAGGUGUCUGCGGCUUCCUGACUUUUGGCUCCAAUGUCAGUCAGGACGUGUUGAUGUCGUACCCUCCUGAUGAUAUUGCUGUGGCCAUCGCAAGAGCUUUUAUUGUCAUCUGUGUGAUCACAUCCUACCCCAUUUUACACUUCUGUGGCAGGGCAGUUAUAGAAGGGCUUUGGCUGCGUUUUCAAGGUGAACAGGUGGAAGUGUGUGUACGUCGUGAGCAGAGGAGGAGGAUCCUGCAGACCCUGGUGUGGUUUGUCGUCACCCUCGUCCUCGCCCUCUUCAUCCCAGAUAUUGGUCGGGUGAUCUCGCUGAUCGGAGGAUUGGCGGCCUGUUUUAUCUUUGUCUUCCCAGGUUUGUGUUUGAUGCAAGCCAAACUAUCAGAGACAGACAGCCGGACAGCCAGCUGGCAUGGAUUGGUAGUCUUUGGUGUUGUCAUGGUUACAAUCGGAGCUUUCAUCUUUGGUCUCACCACAACCAACUCCAUCUAUCAAGACAUCAACAGCUAAGAGGAACAUUUUUCCCAGAGCAUGUGGUGUCCUCAUUAUUGAAGACGGGGGGGG